AUGUCUGUAAUUUCCUACAGCAGCAGCAGUUUGAAGUCUGUGUCAGCCGUCACGUCUCGAAUGGAGCCGCCUCAGGCUCAGGAGAUUAACACGCUUGAAGGUUUUCCCACAGAGCAGCAAAGAGACUGCGCGGUCAUGGGUGUGAAGAUGCUGCAGUGUUUUCCUUUCUACAGACGCUGCAAAGAUCGCUGCAAGGGCAGGGAAGCCCCCCCAGCAGCAGUUCCCACAGAGGAGACGAAGCCUCGCCUGUCCUCCACAACGUCCUGGAGCAGCGACAGCGAAGGAGUGGGGAGCCUCAGCCGUGGCUCCCAGAUCUAUUUCUCCACCAAGGCCAGGCUGUCCUUCAGACACCAGCUGGACAGCAACAUCAAUGCAGUGGACGCCACCUACUGAGCAGAACAAAGGACUGCAGAGGACGCCAACAGACUCCAUUACAUGUUCCCCCAGGCCUGCCGAGUUGAAGAGGAUCAUCUUCAACUGUGAGCCUCGCUUUGCCCUGGUCUCUUGUGCUUGUCGAACACUGAGAACUCUUGACGUUUUGACAUUUUCAGUAAGUCAGAGAAAAACUGACUGAUGUGUCAGCUUAACACUGAAGAGAGUGGACUUAUUCUAUAAACCGACAGACAGAUGAGAGAGCAUAAGAAGACAGUUGUUUACAGCUUUCUCCCCCAACAAGUGCAUUACAUUUUUCAUUCAAGUUUUUUAUUCUGCUCUUAGUGUUUUUGACAUUUGUGGCUGAUAAAAAUGCAUGUUUCAUCUUUGUUCAUCAAAUAUUAACUGACUUCAAAACAGUCUAUUUUUAAAAAGCCCCCAGAAGCAGAGAUUGUAACACUAUCAUGAGUAAUUCACAGGACUAACAUUACCUUUUCCCGGUACUAGUUUAGCUUUCUAAACCCACAAGUUAUAGUGAAUUGCUAAUAAAAUGAGAAGGAAUUUUUUGUUUUGUUAGAGAAGACAAUAAUUCUAGAGAUUAGUCAUAAAAAUAUUACUGCAACUGUUUUAAGUAGUGUUUUGAAAUGGAUGAACUGAGCCACAUCGCAACUUUACUGUGUACCUUCUAAAACUUCCCUCCUUUCAACAUUUUCACAUAUAAAAGGCGUUUAAUACUAAGCUUGUUUUACUGUACUGACCUACAAUGAACUGACAUGAUGAUAUGUGUGGUCAUUAUUCCCUCAUCAACUGCCUAAACAAUGAAAUUCUGAUCUGCAGUGUUCUAGCAACAACAUUUAUAAUAAAAUGUCAGUUUUUUUUAUCAAUAGUCAGCCUGAUGUUUUUUAUAUUUAUUAUACAGCUUCAGUGAAAAGUUUACAUUCACUCACCUUGGGCAAUAAAGUCACUCGUUUUA
Molecule: messenger RNA, 1345 nt
Organism: Girardinichthys multiradiatus
Lineage: Eukaryota; Metazoa; Chordata; Actinopteri; Cyprinodontiformes; Goodeidae
Exons: 4
Coding region: 1-393 (130 amino acids)
Source: RefSeq, a predicted model, not a curated record